AUGAACAACAAACUUCAUAGUCCCCUUCUCAUCCACAUGGAUACUCAUCCAUGGGCACCUAGACGUUUGUCGCAGUUAGAUUUGGAGAAGGCUCUUUCCACUUCACGGACGAUGGUUGCUCCAAGUGAAUACGAUGGAUUGAACCAACCAUCAUCAUCAAGACGGACAUUUCCUGUUGAUUCAGAAAACCCAUUUGUCACUUUUGAUGAUGUUUGGCUAUUGCUAAAUGAUGCCCGUCUUAUUUAUAGCUGCAGGAAAGUCCUUGCGAUUGCCGUCUCUACCACUUUCGUUAAACAUCAAACGAGAAACGCAACAUACAAAAUCAUCGGAAUUGAGAGGCCGCCCAUCGGAUGA
Vicia faba (fava bean) is the source of this 354-nucleotide messenger RNA. NCBI's taxonomy places the organism in Eukaryota, Viridiplantae, Streptophyta, Magnoliopsida, Fabales, Fabaceae. The record is from the annotation of a GenBank genome assembly.